Truncatella angustata is the source of this 1081-nucleotide messenger RNA. RefSeq lists its product as uncharacterized. The record is from RefSeq and is a predicted model, not a curated record. The coding region runs from base 117 to 971 and encodes 284 amino acids. Lineage: Eukaryota; Fungi; Ascomycota; Sordariomycetes; Amphisphaeriales; Sporocadaceae. The transcript has 2 exons.
GUCGCCAUUCGGCUUUGAACCACGGCCGUCGCCCGUCUCUUAUAAUCUUGUCAUGUAAACAUCUAUGUGCGAUCGUCGAGCGGCAUAGUGGAUUAUACACAAGCUAAGCUGCAGACAUGUCGAAACUCUCAGAUGCCGUGAAGGCGCUCAUCAAUGCCAGCCACGCAAGUCCAGGCUACACAAAAGCCUCGGCUCAUGUGAAGCCAGCGCUGGCGCAAUUUGCCAAAUCUGCAAUAGAGAAGCAAGUUGGACUUCCAGCAUGGAUCACAUUAUCGACAGCAGUAAGCGCAACGCUGAACUGCCCGGAAGCGAUGACAUCGGUGUUUCAUAUCGCAAACGAGAGCUCCCAAAGCCCUGGCCCUGUGAAGAACGCCGAGCUGAUCCGCGAAGUUGGGCUAAAGUGCAUUUCGUUCAAUGGCAUCCCACGCUCGAUCAACACUCUUGGUGCAUUCCAUUCCAGCCUCCCAUCUGACGUCACCUCGCAACUACAUACGAAACCCACGCGCGAGUACACGCCAGAGAAUAUAGAGAUCAGGAAACAGGACGGUCUCGCGCUUUGGGACUCAGUAUACCUUGGUUUCGAGAGGAAGCUGCUAGACAAGUUGGCGCAGAGCCAUCCGGACCUUCCGGUGCACAUUAUUAACGGCCACUACUCGAAUCUUCUCGGCAAUCCCAGGGGCGAGAAGGCAGGCGCCACGGUCGGACGAGUCUUGACCAGUCUUGUGGCAAUCGCUUGUCUGAGGGCGCAGACCGGAGUUGGCCCUCAGGUUGUUUCGCACAUCUUCGGGCUGAGAAAAGCCUACGAACACGGUGAUGCGACCGCCGCGGGUGAGGAAGAGGUUCAGGGUGGCGAGUGGCUGGCAAGCAACGAUGGCAACCUUUGGCUGCUAGAAAAUGUUGACAGCCUGGUGCAAGCCAUUGGUGGUGGGUCGGGGACAACUUUCGCUCCUGGUUUGCGCCCGAAGCUCUAGACGAUAGAUGAGCUGUAGAUACCAAUAUGAGUUGUGAUACAAAGGUCCUUAAUUCCAAAGAUUCUCCUUUGGCGGCAUCGUAAUAGUCUGCUUGUCGAAUUUGCCCGUAU